Molecule: messenger RNA, 996 nt
Organism: Leptosomus discolor (cuckoo roller)
Lineage: Eukaryota; Metazoa; Chordata; Aves; Leptosomiformes; Leptosomidae
Source: RefSeq, a predicted model, not a curated record
UUUGCACUUUUUUCUUCUGGCCACCUUUACAUGGAUGGGACUAGAAGCCGUUCAUAUGUACAUUGCUCUAGUGAAAGUGUUCAACACGUAUAUAAGGCGAUACAUACUGAAGUUUUGCAUCAUUGGCUGGGGUUUGCCAGCUCUGGUGAUAGCAAUUGUUUUUGCAAGUGCUAAUACAAAUGCAAGUCAUGUUUAUGGCAAAGAGUUAUAUGGGAAAGAUGCUAACGGGCAAGGAGGAGAUGACUUCUGCUGGAUCAGGAAUGAAGUUGUCUUUUAUGUGACUUGUGCUGGCUACUUUGGAAUCAUGUUUCUGAUGAAUGUUGCCAUGUUUAUUGUGGUGAUGGUGCAGAUCUGUGGGAGGAAUGGGAAAAGAACUAAUCGGAGCCUGAAGGAAGAGAUCCUGAGGAACCUCCGUAGUGUAGUCAGCCUCACCUUCCUCCUGGGCAUGACGUGGGGCUUUGCCUUUUUUGCUUGGGGUCCCUUAACUCUUGCUUUCCUGUACCUCUUCUCAAUUUUCAAUUCAUUGCAAGGUUUAUUUAUAUUUGUAUUCCAUUGUGCUAUGAAAGAAAAUGUGCAGAAACAAUGGAGGAGACAUCUCUGCUGUGGCAGAUUCCGACUGGCAGACAAUUCAGAUUGGAGCAAAACAGCAACCAAUAUUAUAAAGAAGAGUUCUGAUAAUCUUGGGAAAUCCUUAUCCUCAAGUUCAAUCGGCUCAAAUUCAACCUACUUAACAUCCAAAUCAAAAUCUACAACAAAUACGUAUUGCAAACGAAACAGCCAUACAGAGAAUGUUUUUCUUGACAAGCCGUCUUCAAAAUUCGCCCAAGAGGAUGGAGAACAGACAUCAAUCAUCCCUGUCCACCAGGUUAUUGACAAGGUCAAGGGAUACUGCAAUCCUCACUCCGACAACUUCUAUAAAAAUAUCAUCAUGUCUGACACAUUUAGUCACAGCACAAAGUUCUAACUGGGCCUCUGAAUUUUUUAAACUAAAGGAAG